Molecule: messenger RNA, 1156 nt
Organism: Lytechinus variegatus (green sea urchin)
Lineage: Eukaryota; Metazoa; Echinodermata; Echinoidea; Temnopleuroida; Toxopneustidae
Exons: 3
Coding region: 227-592 (121 amino acids)
Molecular function (GO): cytokine activity; phenylpyruvate tautomerase activity
Source: RefSeq, a predicted model, not a curated record
CUCAAAAGUGAAUUAUCUUUCACUUUGUAAGGACAGAAUUUUCCAAGUCUCCAUUUCGAAAUCCUAUCGCUGCCAGGGCAAGAUUCCUGAAAAUUAAUUCCCUUCGAAAUAAGGACAAGCGGCUGGAAAACUCGAAAGAAGAACAAGUUUGAAAUUCAUCAGUCCAUAUCAAUAUCAUCUGGGUUUUUUUGCCUGGUUUCGGUUGCCAUAUUGGUGCUUAUUCAAGAUGAUGCGUUGUGUGGUACAUGUGAACACGCCAGUCAACAAACUAAGCGAUGGUUUCAGGAAUCAGCUGACGACUAUGCUUUCAAAACGAUACAAUCUUGAAAAAGGGAACAUCGUCGUUUUACUUCGAGAAGGUCUCCGUCUUAUGCGAACUGGGACCCUGGAUCCAUGCGGGUAUAUCGAGCUCUUUGGUUGUGAAGGUGUGUUUGACGACGCGGAGAAGAACAGAGAGGAUACAACGGCUCUUAUUCAGCUAUUACAAAAAGAUUCAGGGAUACCUCAGGCAAGACUCUUCGUACUCAUGAGACCUCAAUGGAGUUCUAACUGGGGACAGAUCGGUGGACAAAGCUUGGUCAUGGAUGCCUGAAACCAUACUCCCAGAAGAUUCCUAUCCAGACUUCAAGAAACACUCGUUGAUUUGCUCCAGAUUUCUUCUGUAAAGUUAUUCUCAAUAGAUAUACUAGAUAAUGUAAAAAGUUAGAAAUAAUUAUUGCCCGCGGGAAUAGGAAUAUCACAGAAACUUUCACAAAUAAUGAAUAAAUAUGAGGACUCAUACAGGGGUGAUCCCGGUAGUCCCCCCCCCCUUGAUCAUUUUUUGGGGGUCACACCCCCUCGAAUUUUAAAGUUUAUAAUAAACAUUAAAUAUCUUUUUUCUCUUCACAGAAUGCCCCAUUUGCACCCAAUAUUCAAAUGCCAGGCUUCUAUUUUGAUGGGAAAAAUGAGAAAUGUAUAUUAAGUGAAUGUAAUUCAGCUACAGUUUUCUAUACUGGUAAUUUAAAAUGGAUUGAGUGGUGAUCUGAACUCCCCCUCCCCUAUCAUGACAGCCAAUGAUGAUCGCAUACGGCUAGUUUAACAAGUCGCAGAAGUUGCGUUAUAAAUCUUAAGUUAUUAUCGUUUGUGAGAUAUGGCCUUAUUGUUGUAAUUUUCCAGA